This is a messenger RNA of Thalassophryne amazonica, 1185 nucleotides long. RefSeq names its product basic salivary proline-rich protein 4-like. Lineage: Eukaryota; Metazoa; Chordata; Actinopteri; Batrachoidiformes; Batrachoididae. The record is from RefSeq and is a predicted model, not a curated record. The coding region runs from base 1 to 1185 and encodes 394 amino acids. The transcript is spliced from 2 exons.
AUGGGUUCAGGACACAGGGCCCUGGGAGAAACCAUGAGAAAAAGGGCAGCGGAAGGGCAAAGCGGCCAGGAAGGGCCGCCCCCAGAGCCACCGGGCAGCACGACAGACCAACAGGGGUGCGGCCCGACGGCGCUGGAAUGCACCCCAGACACCACCCCUUCCCAUGGAGGCACAGGGAGCAGCUCUAUACCCAAAGGAAGCACACAGGGUGCCGGCGUGAGUGCACCAAUAGGAGGAGUCCCAGAACCACACCACCAGGGCCACGGCUCCCAAAGGCAGGAGCAAGUGGGAGCAAAGACGGGGGGCAAAGGAGUCACCACAACCAAAUCCAAAGCACAGGUAGGGACCACCGAGCCAUUUGAGGGCGGGGCCUGGCCCCCAGACAAGAGGCGAGGCCCAACCCCAGGACCAAGAAGCCCACAAGACCCCCCCAGCAUAGCCAGCAGGGCCCUCCCAACCCCCCCCACCCUGGAUCCCAUCCCAAACACUAAAGCCCGUGAUCAAAAGACCGCCCGAGCGGGAGUGGGGCACCACCCCGCGGAGACCACUGCCCCCAACCCCCCAGCAGCCGCCAACCCCCCAGCGCCAACACCCACGCCCCAACGCCACCACCCACCCCCACAACAGGCCGCAGGAUCCCGGGCCCCACAGGCCCAGAGCAGGGCCACGGGACCACAGCAGAACCGGCCCAACCCCAAACAGCAGGCGGAAGGAGAGGUGCGGUGCAGGGAGCGGGCCACAUAUACCGGCCCCACAGGGCCCCCAGCCCAACCCCAGAUCCAGCGGAGGUGGCAGGGAAACCACAAGACAGGGGAGGCAGGCAGCCCCGGAGGAGCACCGGAGGCCCAGGGAGGAACAAACCAACAGGGGGGACAGGGGGCCAGGGAGCCGCAGAUGAAUGUACCACCCUGCUCGGAGGUCCCCAAACCAGGGAAGGUGCAAGAUGGGACCCCAGAGCGGCAGGGGCAGCCGAGGAGCCAAGGGGAGACAGGCGGGCCCCACAAACCCGGAGGGAGAAGCCGGGGGACGUGGGGCCACAUACAUCCGGGCCCCAGGGAGAGGCCCCACUCCCCGCCCAGGUAUCGGACCCCAACCCACCAACGGCAGAGUAGACAGACCCAACUGAAAAGGAAUGAUGGCCGCCCAACUCUACCCCCCCGCCACCACCACCCCCACCGCCAAUAG